Penicillium digitatum Pd1 is the source of this 1203-nucleotide messenger RNA. RefSeq lists its product as uncharacterized. Gene Ontology annotation, cellular component: Golgi apparatus; TRAPP complex. NCBI's taxonomy places the organism in Eukaryota, Fungi, Ascomycota, Eurotiomycetes, Eurotiales, Aspergillaceae. Gene Ontology annotation, molecular function: protein binding. The record is from RefSeq and is a predicted model, not a curated record.
AUGGAAUCUGUACCAGCCAAGCACAUUCGGAACAUCUCCCGGUCUUCUCGGCCUCGCAGCUCGACAAGAGGUCCCUUAGAUGCAUUAGAUGACCCUCUCGCUCUCCCCGAAACGCCCACCUCACCUAUCAAACACAAAUCAAUCAUUGCUGCCGACGACACCUUUACCGGGGCAUCCUUCUACAAUUUAGAUCCACUUGCGCCAGACAAUCUACCUGAAAUGGUAGAAAAAGAUCUCUCCUUCCUACUCCGGCAUAGCAACUUCCACACCCUCUCUCAUCUGGACAUCCCUCCGUCUCUACGAUCCGAUUUCCUUAUCCUCAACCUAGGGGAACCCCUAUCAACUUCUCUAGGUACCCUCGAAAAGCUAUUGGCAGACGGUCGAUUUCUCGUUGCUGCCCACUUCUCUGCUUCGAUUUUGACUUCGUCUUCAAUAUCUCCGACGGAUACAAAGAUCAUCUUCUCCCUUUUCUACACGCGCCUAGCCUGCUUAGAUCUGUCUGGCAAUACAGUUCUCGCGGCCCAGGAAUCGAAAGCCCUAGAAGAUUUGAGUUCAGCGUUCUAUUACGUUGAUCUCAAACAGGAAUCAGCUGCAGUCGAUAUUGAUAAAGACCCAGAACAUGAACAAGAUCCUCGUCAUAUUGUUCCAUGGCCUCUUCGCGUGCUAGCCGUGAGACUCCAAAGUAUAGGCUUCGGUGAUUCUCGCCGAAGCAUUGGCGGUUUGUAUGAGAUCGGCCUGGAAGCGCGCCAAGAGAUCAUGAGAAGUGAAGCUACUGAAGAUGAGCGUAUACUAUGGAAACAGCGACUGGCAGAUCUUGGCGUUAGGAGCGUGAAUGCGCUUAUAGAGAUGGGUGAUUUCGAUGCAGCCAGGAGAUCACUUGAUAAUCUCCGAGUUCCUGGGCCAGAGUCGGACAUCACAAAGUUGAGAAAAGCACUUUUGCUUUUGCGGAUUGGCGAUCUAGAUGCAGCAAGUCAGGUAUUUGGUGAUGCUAAUGAGACGAAAGAGGCUGCUCUCCUGCAGCCUCUGAUAAGCAUGUCAGAUGGUCGAUUUGCCGAUGCCGUGGCUGAGUGGCGCAUUCUCGGGGAGGAUAGGACAAGGACGGAUGGGGCUCUCGUAGCCCAAAAUCUGGCUGUUUGUCUUCUUUACAGUGGAAAAUUGGAUGAGGUAUUUGAUCCACACACUAGACACCUAUUUGAAGGGUGA